AGCUGACUGGAUACUGGAGGUCCCUAAACGGAGGGCAAGCGCUAUUCUUUCUACGGUUUACAUACUACGUACGUUAUCUAGCAGUUCUACAACUCCUCCGAGUUUUACCACCGUUUACCGUCCACCCGGACCCGAGCUCUUUUCUCAACUCCGCCCAUCUAAUAAACCGUACCACCCAAGUAGUAUAUCACCCCGAACUUGCCUAUCACCUCAUUUUCCACCUUCUCCCCUGCGUUGCCCGAUGGCGCCAACUCAGCUUCCGGCUUCCGGAAAUCCUUUGGUUUUCUUUGACAUCACGCUCGGAGGUGAGCCUCUCGGACGAAUCACCUUUGAGCUCUUCAAGGACACCGUCCCUCGCACCGCGGAGAACUUCCGCCAGUUCUGCACCGGCGAGUCCAAGAACAGUCGAGGUCAAAGUCAGGGCUAUAAAGGAAGCAAAUUCCACAGAGUUAUUAGCAAUUUCAUGAUCCAGGGCGGAGACUUUCUCAACGGCGAUGGCACUGGCAGUACUUGUAUCUACGGCACCAAGCAGUUUCAAGAUGAAAACUUUGACUUGAAACACACCCAGAAGGGCCUCCUCUCCAUGGCUAAUUCGGGCCCGAACACCAAUGGGUCUCAAUUCUUCAUUACUACGGUGCCAACUCCGCACCUUGACGGGAAGCAUGUAGUCUUUGGUAAAGUCGUCGACGGUAUGGAUGUCGUCGAGAAGAUCGAAAAGACGAAGACUGGUAGGCGUGGACGGGACAUACCAGACAUGGACGUGGUCAUUGCUCAGUGCGGCGAGAUGUAAGGGCCAUUGUCUAUCUAGAACGAUAGAGGUUGUUUUUUUUGCUCUACGAGAGAAGCCCGGUAAAUAGUUACGACGCGUGAGUCCAGCGUCUAAUAUAUUAAUCAUAACGAUUCUGAUAGCCUGGUGAGGUAUGCCACUACCUGUUUUUCUCUAGGUAGCUGGGAGUUUGUAUACAGGUGCUUUAAAGAUGCGCUAUAAACCAGUGGUAAUAUUCCUAUCAAAAUGUCCUGCCGUAAUAAUAAUGGCUUGAAUUGGGUAGUAUCGACGCAGCUCUACCUAAC
Molecule: messenger RNA, 1071 nt
Organism: Daldinia caldariorum
Lineage: Eukaryota; Fungi; Ascomycota; Sordariomycetes; Xylariales; Hypoxylaceae
Product: putative U-snRNP-associated cyclophilin
Exons: 7
Coding region: 242-790 (182 amino acids)
Biological process (GO): protein folding; protein peptidyl-prolyl isomerization
Cellular component (GO): intracellular membrane-bounded organelle
Molecular function (GO): peptidyl-prolyl cis-trans isomerase activity
Source: RefSeq, a predicted model, not a curated record